Belonocnema kinseyi is the source of this 2699-nucleotide messenger RNA. RefSeq names its product protein suppressor of forked (gene su(f)). The transcript has 15 exons. Gene Ontology annotation, cellular component: nucleus. NCBI's taxonomy places the organism in Eukaryota, Metazoa, Arthropoda, Insecta, Hymenoptera, Cynipidae. Gene Ontology annotation, molecular function: protein binding; mRNA binding. The record is from RefSeq and is a predicted model, not a curated record. Gene Ontology annotation, biological process: mRNA 3'-end processing. The coding region runs from base 163 to 2376 and encodes 737 amino acids.
CAGUGACGUAGCCGCCUCUGUGUAGAGUAGCUGUACAAUGCUGUAAAAAAUCAGACAAAAAUUUGUGAAUUAAAACGCUCAAUUAUCAGAAAUAUUUAUUCGUGCCCGAAAUUCAGAAACAUUGAAUUAAUGAGUUUACUACGGAUAUCCUAAAAAGAUAAAAUGACGGAAGAAAAGACGGAGAUUAAAAGAAACUUCUUUGAAGGAAGCAAUAAACCAUCUUAUCCUUGGUGCAACCUUAGCUUUUUAAACGAAAAAGAUUGGGGAAAUGAGAAGCUACAGCGUGCACAAAAAACAAUCGACGAGACGCCCUACGACCUCGAAGCAUGGAGUGUAUUAAUCAGAGAAGCGCAAAAUAGACCGAUCACUGAAGUGCGGCCACUUUUCGAAAAACUCGUCACAGUAUUCCCUUCGGCGGGUCGUUAUUGGAAAAUAUAUAUUGAACAAGAGAUGAAAAUGAGGAACUUUGAAAAGGUGGAAAAGCUUUUCCAAAGGUGCCUUAUGAAAAUUUUAAAUAUUGAAUUAUGGAAGCUAUACCUUUCAUAUGUCAAAGAAACAAAGGCGAGUCUUGCGACAUACAAAGAGAAAAUGGCCCAGGCAUACGACUUUGCAUUGGACAAAAUUGGAAUGGACAUUCAUUCCUUCAGUAUCUGGAACGAUUACGUCAUGUUUUUGAAAAGUGUUGAGGCUGUAGGUUCUUAUGCUGAGAACCAGAAAAUCAGCGCUGUCAGAAAGGUAUAUCAAAGGGGUGUGGUAAAUCCCAUGAUAAAUAUGGAACAGCUAUGGAAAGAUUACAUGGCAUUCGAGCAAAAUAUAAAUCCUAUUAUUGCAGAGAAAAUGGCGAUUGAGAGAUCGAGGGAUUAUAUGAAUGCACGACGGGUAGCGAAAGAAUUAGAGGCUGUAACCAGAGGAUUAAACAGAAGUGCUCCGAGUGUUCCUCCAACUAGCCAUCCAGAAGAAGUGAAACAGGUUGAACUUUGGAAAAAAUAUAUUGGUUGGGAACGCAGCAAUCCUCUGAGGACGGAAGACACAUCGUUGGUCGCUCGUAGAGUGAUGUUUGCGAUUGAACAAUGUUUAUUGUGUCUUGGACAUCAUCCGGCGGUCUGGCAUCAAGCAGCGCACUUUCUCGAACUUAGUUCGAAAAUUCUCACCGAAAAAGGUGAUGUCAAUGCUUCGAAACAAUUGAGCGACGAAGCGGCAACAAUGUUUGAAAGAGCAACCAGUACACUGCUUUCGAAAAACAUGUUGCUCUAUUUUGCGCAUGCUGAUUUCGAAGAAGGUCGAGUCAAGUAUGACAAGGUUCAUCAGAUAUACCAAAAGUUUCUCGAUAUUCCCGAUAUCGAUCCGACGCUGGCUUACGUUCAAUACAUGAAAUUUGCUAGACGUGCCGAAGGAAUAAAAUCUGCAAGAACUGUUUUCAAAAGAGCAAGAGAGGAUCAGAGAUGCAAGCACCAUGUUUAUGUUGCUGCUGCUCUGAUGGAAUAUUACUGUACCAAAGAUAAAAAUAUAGCAUUCCGAAUUUUCGAGUUAGGUUUGAAAAAGUUUGCAGACAAUCCAGAGUACAUUCUCUGCUACAUAGACUACUUGUCACAUUUAAAUGAGGAUAAUAAUACAAGAGUAUUAUUUGAAAGAGUAUUGUCAUCAGGUAGCUUAGAACCAGAAAAAUCAGUUGACAUUUGGAAUCGCUUUCUGGAAUUUGAAUCUAAUAUCGGAGAUUUAGCCAGUAUUGUAAAAGUCGAGAAGAGGCGUAGUGCUGUUUUAGAAAAGAUUAAAGAAUUCGAGGGUAAGGAAACGGCGCAGUUGGUAGAUCGAUACAAAUUUUUGGAUUUAUAUCCAUGCACGGCUAUAGAAUUGCGCUCUAUCGGAUACAUGGAAGUGUCUAGUGUAGCUAGGAAUUCCUCAAAUACAGUUUUGCGCUCUCCAGACCAAGAAGAAGCCAUAGCUGCACUUCCUAGGCCGGAUUUGUCACAAAUGAUUCCGUUUAAACCUAAACUAAAUGCCCUGCCCGGCGAACAUCCUGUACCUGGUGGAGUUUUCCCAUUGCCUCCGGCAGCUGCACAGUUGUGUACUAUAUUGCCCCCGCCAGGAUGUUUCAGAGGACCAUUUGUAGCUGUCGAUUUACUAAUGGACGUUUUUAGUAGAAUUCAAUUGCCGGAACAUGCGCCAUUGCCUGUAGCGGAUAACGGCUGUGACACAAAAUUAUUCGACCUGGCCAAGUCUGUGCAUUGGAUUGUGGACGAAGCUGCCGACGGAACUACCAUUGGUUCAAAACGAAGAAGAACAAGAAUGGGUGGCGAUGACAGCGAAGAAGAAGAUUUACCACCGCCUCCGGCCAACGAUAUUUAUCGACAAAGGCAACAAAAGCGCGUCAAAUGAUUGAGUGAAAACAAAAGGAUACCAGUCUGCAUAAUUUUUUUCGCGAGGUCAACGCAACGUGGGAAGAUGAUGAAACAAUUUUCUUGGUUUCUGUUGGAAUUUAUACAAUUUGAGAGACUCACGUGAACAAUAGGUGAAGAAUUUUCUCCAGAGUACUAUGUACUCUGUGCGUGGAAAAUAAUCCACAAUUUUCACAGUUGUAUUUUCCAGCUGCGCACCGAAUGUGUGCAAUUUAAUAAAAAUUUCUGAUGUUUCGAGCAGCAUUCAGAUUAAUAACUGAUUAAGUUAAUAAUUUUUAUGAAUAAAUAGGAAUAUCUAAUGUA